Messenger RNA from Branchiostoma belcheri (Belcher's lancelet), 549 nucleotides. RefSeq names its product tetranectin-like protein. Bases 1 to 549 code for a protein of 182 amino acids. The record is from RefSeq and is a predicted model, not a curated record. The transcript has 3 exons. Lineage: Eukaryota; Metazoa; Chordata; Leptocardii; Amphioxiformes; Branchiostomatidae.
AUGUCGGCAAAGCUCGUGGAAAAUGAGAAAGCUGUGAACAACGUUGCAGCCAGCGUGACACAGAUGACCAAGUCAGGACUGAAGAAGGAGAAGAUACUACAACGCCCGAACAAGCUGGAGGACAACAUGAAGAACAAACAAGACAAAUCGGAGAAGGAGCGCGCUCCGAUACGCCUACCAGCGACCUGUCCUGACGGUUACAAGAAGUACCAUGAAAUCUGCUACAAAGCCUUUCAAGCCUUGAAGACCUUCUCCAAAUCGGCCGAGACCUGUCGGGCUGACGGAGGCACCCUGGCCAUGCCCCGCGACGCCGGUAUCCACGACUUCCUCGUCUCCCUGAUGAAACAGACAUUCGAUUUUUGGAUCGGCUUACAUGAUGAGCGACAGGAAGGCAAGUGGGAGUGGAUAGACGGCACCGCUCUGGGGAAAGGCUACAACCGCUGCUCCAGGCAAGUAACCGGACCCCCAUAUAUGGGAAGCGGCCCCGGCUACAGUCGUGAAACGUGGGCCCCGACAUCCGGGUGUGUAGACGACUUAGAAAUGACGUAG